This is a messenger RNA of Scheffersomyces amazonensis, 1439 nucleotides long. It is a transcript of the gene SPO11, whose product is annotated as Spo11p. The record is from RefSeq and is a predicted model, not a curated record. Gene Ontology annotation, molecular function: DNA binding; DNA topoisomerase type II (double strand cut, ATP-hydrolyzing) activity; ATP binding. Gene Ontology annotation, cellular component: nuclear chromosome. Gene Ontology annotation, biological process: meiotic DNA double-strand break formation; reciprocal meiotic recombination; meiotic DNA double-strand break processing. Lineage: Eukaryota; Fungi; Ascomycota; Pichiomycetes; Serinales; Debaryomycetaceae. Bases 179 to 1159 code for a protein of 326 amino acids. The transcript has a single exon.
CUUAUUCUUCUUACUUAAGCAAAUACAUCUAAAUGAAGCAUAAUCUAAGUCCCAUAAGCUUAAAUUACACCAAAGAGAGGUCAGUAAAAUAUAUAGAAUUUAGGGAUGAUUUCUCGGAUGGGAAUGACAAGUAAGAUUUACUACAUUUGUUUAUUAAAUUUGCAACAUUUCUCUAACAAUGUUAUAUCAAAGAUUAGCUUCUCUUUUAAGAAUUUGGGAAUCCAUCAAAGUAGCAAUGUUGGAGUCGGAUUAUGAGGUGGUAUUUCAUCUUCUAGAUAAGAAUAGAUCCAAAUCGAUUUUCAUAAGCCAGUUCUCAACUACUUCAGGCACCAAUUCUAAGUUUAUCCUCUAUGUUAAGACUCUAAAACUAUUGAUUCAACAGCUAAAAUUGAAGUCCAACAAAACUACCAUUAGGGAUAUUUAUUACAAAGAUGUAGAAUUAUACAAUAAGAAUCAACUGAAUUGCAAAAAUAUUAUGGUACUGAUAGUUGAACAUUCUUUGAGUUGGUCUUUAAAAGAUGAUUUACUUAUUUCUGCCAGUCAAAAGGGUUUAUUGUAUGGAAAUGGUAUAAUUAUUAAUGGACAAAAAUUGGAUUACUCAGAAGAUCCAUUUCUAAUCCCAAUUGACUUCAAUAUCACUUAUGGUACCUGUGCUAAGUAUGAGAAAACUCUAAUAAUAGUUGUAUUUGAAAAAGAGGCUAUAUUCAAAUCGUUUUGUAAUUACAUAAAAAUUAAGGGGUCGUUAGAUUCUUUUGAAAAUUUAGUAGCGAUCACUGGGAAAGGCUUUCCUGAUUAUCUAACAAAAGAAUUCUAUCAAAAUCUAAUAAAUACUUGUUCAAAAAAGUUAAGAAUAGUUAACUUAGCUUUUGUUGAUUCAGAUGUUUUUGGUAUAAAUAUUAUGAAGAAUUAUCAUUCACCAAUCGAUUUAGUACAUGCUGGUGUACAUUUGCUAGAGUAUACUUAUGGCUGGUUAAAUAUAACUAAUCGAGACUUCCAACUACUUCAAAAUUUUCUUAUAAAUAAUGAAAGUUCUAAAUAUAGCAGAGAAUUAACUAGAGGUAUGCUACUUUUUAAGAAAUGUGAAAUGAAUUUACUACCAAAUGAUUCAAUUAAUGAAUACAUUAUUGAGAAGAUCGAGUUUUACAUGAAUCAUAAAUGAGUUUAUUAAAAACUUGGUACCUAAUAUGGCAUUUUGCCCAGUAAUUUUGUUCUAAAGAAACAAAUUAAUUGAAAUAUCUUACAAGACUUGGCUUGCUACAUUAAAAGAGUAUUGACUAUCUCAGAUAUUUGCAAUUUGAUCUCAUUUACACUACCUAUUCAUCUACACAUAAUUACACGUGACAUAAUCGACGCCAAGCACGACCCCACUCCGAAACUCAAUAAAACUUCUCUAUAACCAAGAUUUUUUCGGUUCUGAUUUGUCGAAAUUCAAUUUCACC